AGAUCAACGAAAAGCUUCCCUACGUGCGUACAUUUCUGGCCGCUUUCCUUUCGGACUUGGAAUAGUUUCUCCGACGCGAACGGAAUACAACAUGUCGACAGAGAACGAGCGCGAGAACCAUGUGUACAUGGCGAAGCUCUCCGAGCAAGCCGAGCGUUACGACGAAAUGGUUGAAUGUAUGAAGAAGGUAGCGAAAUUGGAUGUUGAGCUGUCGGUGGACGAGAGGAACUUACUGUCCGUCGGUUACAAAAACGUGAUCGGUUCGCGCAGAGCUUCGUGGAGAAUCCUAUCAUCGAUCGAGCAGAAGGAGGAAUCCAAGGGAAAUGAGCACAAUAUCAAGCUGAUUAAAGGCUAUCGUCAGAAGGUGGAGAACGAGCUAUCUGAGAUCUGCAACGACAUUCUUUUAGUCAUAGAGAAACAUCUAAUUCCAUCGUCGCGCACUGGAGAAGCUACUGUUUUCUAUUACAAGAUGAAAGGUGAUUAUCACCGUUACCUUGCUGAGUUUAAGGCUGAUCAGGAAAGAAAAGAAGUUGCUGAACAGUCACUCAAGGGUUAUGAGGCUGCAAUGGCAGUUGCGAGUACAGAUCUUCCAACAACCCAUCCUAUCCGUCUCGGUCUAGCUUUGAACUUCUCAGUGUUCUACUAUGAGAUCUUGAACUCUCCUGAAAGGGCCUGCCAAUUGGCUAAACAAGCAUUCGAUGAAGCGAUUGCUGAGUUGGAUACUUUGAGUGAAGAAUCUUAUAAGGAUAGCACCUUGAUUAUGCAACUGUUGCGAGACAAUCUUACUCUUUGGACCUCUGAUUUGCCUGAAGACGGAGGCGAUGAUACUCCUAAGACUGGGGGGUCAAAAGAGGCAGCAGCCAAUCAGGAAAGUUCCAAAGCCGAGGAGGCCAAGGAAACGGCAAAACCAGAGUAAUUGCGGAACGGAAGAAUCUCAUCGAGUAAAUUUAUGCCAAGAAGCAUGCCAUUCGAAUAGUAUCAUACUUUUUCACACUCGAGCACCGGUGAACUUUUUUCACGGUUCCAUAUAUCAGGAACCGCUAGAAGAUGAGGUUUUUCUUGAUUAAUUGCUCUUUCUUUUGCGUGAAGUUCCCUUCUUUUUAGUUUUGGAUCUUGAGCUAGAAGAGGAUGAUAUUGCACUGAGGUUAAUUUAUGUUCUUUUCCAUGAUAUACAUAUUUUUAAUUAUCCAA
This is a messenger RNA of Andrographis paniculata, 1191 nucleotides long. Its product is annotated as 14-3-3-like protein GF14 iota. The record is from RefSeq and is a predicted model, not a curated record. The transcript is spliced from 7 exons. Gene Ontology annotation, cellular component: cytoplasm. Gene Ontology annotation, biological process: signal transduction. Bases 92 to 916 code for a protein of 274 amino acids. NCBI's taxonomy places the organism in Eukaryota, Viridiplantae, Streptophyta, Magnoliopsida, Lamiales, Acanthaceae.